Limanda limanda (common dab) is the source of this 991-nucleotide messenger RNA. RefSeq names its product VPS37D subunit of ESCRT-I (gene vps37d). The record is from RefSeq and is a predicted model, not a curated record. The transcript is spliced from 4 exons. Bases 29 to 991 code for a protein of 320 amino acids. Lineage: Eukaryota; Metazoa; Chordata; Actinopteri; Pleuronectiformes; Pleuronectidae. Gene Ontology annotation, biological process: ubiquitin-dependent protein catabolic process via the multivesicular body sorting pathway; protein targeting to membrane; protein targeting to vacuole. Gene Ontology annotation, cellular component: ESCRT I complex.
UCGUCCACAGCCGCAGUGCGAGGGGAACAUGUCCGGAUCGAGGGGCAACAUGUCCGGAUCGAGGGGGACCACGUCCGGAUCACAGGAGACCGACUCGUGUCCGGACGGCUACCGGGCUCUGAGCCCCGCGGAGCUGCGGGAGUUGCUGCACAGCGACGGCAAAAUGGACCAGAUCAUCCGCCUCAAUGACACGUUCCAGGAUCUCCAGGUGGACAGGGAGACGCUGCUGACCUCCAACCGCAGCCUGGCCGAGGAAAGCCUGGCCCGGCGACCCCGGCUCAAUAACGGCAAACUCCAGCUGGCGGAGAAAUACCGGGAACUGUCCAGCCUGGCAACCACGUGCUGGGAAAAACAGAGUCAGCUCGGAGCUCACGUCCAGAAGCAGAGCCUGCAGACGAUGCAGAACCUCCUGCAGGAGGAGGUGGCACAAGCAGAGGAGCAAUCAGAGGAGCUGCUGGAGAAGUUCAUGGAGGGGAACGUCAACCUGGACGACUUCCUGGACUCCUUCCAGUGCUCCAGGAAGACCUAUCACGUCCGCCGGGCGCAGGCGGAGAAGCUGCAGGAGGUCGCUCAGGCCAAACGCCAGCCGGGCAAAACCAAGACGGCGGAGGAGAGCCGGGUCCCGGAGGUGAAGAGGGACCAGGACACGCCCCCGGAGCCGCAGCGGCCCAACGGCUUCGUAGCGCAAGGACCUUUGAGACUGUUCCAGGUGCGCUACGGCCUCACGCCGGCCAUCCUCCUGCCUCACUACCCGGUUUCCCCCCCGGCCUCGGCCCCCUGCUAUCAGAGUAGCACCCCCCCGACGCCCGAGCCCCAGCUGGGACAGACCCACAUCCUCGGCCCCAGCACGCCGCUGCCAGGACACGGGCAGCCGGUCAACCUCAGGGUCAUCGGACAGCUAUCGGGGGGCUGGCCGGCCAACGGGAGGCCGGUGAGAGUGCAGCAGCUUUACAGGCCCAACCCCCAACAGCCCGAGCCGCCGUUCCGGUAA